AUGCUGCGGCCGGCACAAGGAACGAGGAGCCUGCGGCAGCAUUCCUUGGUCGUUGCUGGCUUGACCGAGGGCAGCGUCACGCUCCUCACGUCCGACUUCCAGGCGCUUCACGUUCCAGCCGCCCUUCUUCCCGACGGACUCGAAGUCGGCAGCAUUCUUCACUCUUCCUUCGCUCUUGACUGUGCCGCGGAGGCUUCCCGAGUUCAACAGAUUCUCCAGCUUCUUGACGAAGUUUCGGUGGCACUCUCGCGCGAGAGCGCUCGACUGAGUCUGCCGCCGGUCAAGCCCAGCGCGCCCAAGGCCUCGUGGGUGUCUCUGAGCAGCUCGCAGAUUUCGCAGGACAGCGCGCCGUCUUCUCCGGGGAUCGCCUCGCAUGCAGAUUCCUCUCUCGGCAGCGCCGCGCAAUCUCCCGUGACCGGAGUCCCAGACUGCAGAUCUCCGGCUGCAGUUCCCUCUCAGCCCUCUGCAGCUUUCCAGUGA
This is a messenger RNA of Toxoplasma gondii ME49, 480 nucleotides long. RefSeq lists its product as hypothetical. The transcript has 4 exons. NCBI's taxonomy places the organism in Eukaryota, Apicomplexa, Conoidasida, Eucoccidiorida, Sarcocystidae. The record is from RefSeq and is a predicted model, not a curated record. Bases 1 to 480 code for a protein of 159 amino acids.